GCCCCCAGGCUUCGCGGCGGAUUUUCAGUUCGGUUAUUCGCAGGUCCUCUUAACGGCUGCCAGCUGCGGGAGCCUAGUGCCCGGUCCCCCGUUGCCAUAACAGCAGUAUACAACGCCUCCUUCUCCCUUGUCCUCUACCAGACAGCUCUUCUCUCUCGGGGCCAGACCUCUCCACGACAGCUUCUGGUUGAGCAGAACCAGGGGCGAGGACCCAGCCUGAUCUGACUCCAGAGCUUUCAGCAGGGAAGACAAAUGUCAGAUGAAGAUGACCUGGAAGACUUUGAGACAGACCAGGAUGAUCUGGAAAGAGAAGAUGAUGAGAAGGAGACAGAGGAGUGGGAGGACUACAGGAAGGAGGGAGAGGAGUCUGAGGAUUGGAUAUCCACGCCCCUCACAGAGGACAUGAUGAAAGAAGGGCUUUCUCUGCUCUGCAAGACGGGUAAUGGACUGGCUCAUGCUUACGUCAAGCUGGAGAUUAAGGACAGGGAUCUGACAGACAUCCACCUGUUGCGUUCCUACAUCCAUCUGCGCUACGUGGAUGUUUCUGAAAACCACUUGACAGACUUGUCCCCACUCAAUCACCUCACCCACCUGCUCUGGCUCAAGGCCGAUGGCAACCAGCUUCGGAGUGCCCGGCUGAACGAACUGCCCUACCUGCAGAUUGCCAGCUUUGCCUACAACCAGAUCACCGACACAGAGGGCAUCUCUCAUCCUCGUCUGGCCAGCCUGGAUCUCAAAGGGAACCGCAUCCACAUGGUGACAGGUUUGGAUCCCCAAAAACUGAUCAGCCUGCACACGCUGGAGCUUCGGGGGAACCAGCUGAAUAGCACCCUGGGAAUCAACCUCCCUAAGCUGAAGAACCUCUUCCUGGCCCAGAACAUGUUGAAGAAGGUGGAAGGCUUGGAGAACCUAAGCAAUCUCACUACCUUGCAUCUUCGAGACAACCAGAUUGAGACUCUGAGUGGUUUCUCCAAGGAAAUGAAAUCAUUGCAGUACCUCAACCUAAGGGGCAACAUGGUGGCUGACCUGGGGGAGCUUGCCAAGCUGCGGGACCUACCCAGGCUGCGAGCUUUGGUGCUUCUGGACAACCCAUGCACCGACGAGAACGACUACCGCCAGGAAGCCCUGGUGCAGAUUGCUCAUCUGGAGCGCCUGGACAAGGAAUUCUAUGAGGAGGAGGAGCGGGCUGAGGCCGAGGAGAUCCGGCAGAGGAUGAAAGAGGAGCAGGAGCAGGAGGCUGAGGUCGAGCCUGAGUCGGAACUGGACCAGUCAUCCACCUAGCAGUUCCCCUGGCCUCCAAAGACAGCGAUCGGGGGACGCUGGCCCCCAAAACUGAGAAGACCCCAGUCAGGGGGAGCCCCACACUUAGACCCACCCUCAUCCGGAGACAGAAGAUGCCCACUUUUGUCCCAGACCUGGGAAUUCAUCACAGCGUGCCGCCCAGGCUCCUCACAGGCAUCUGGGCAGCGGUGACUAGGCGGCAAGCAGCUCCGGGGGGCAGGUCUGGAGGGAGCCAGGCCUCGAUGGGCCCCGGGUGCUGCGUGAAGAAUCUGCGGAGGAGCUGUGGAGGCGGCAGCCUGGGUGUGAGGAACAGUUUGCUUUUCCAAUAAAGAGACAUUGGGAUA
Bubalus bubalis (water buffalo) is the source of this 1625-nucleotide messenger RNA. RefSeq names its product leucine rich repeat containing 23 (gene LRRC23). Lineage: Eukaryota; Metazoa; Chordata; Mammalia; Artiodactyla; Bovidae. Gene Ontology annotation, molecular function: protein binding. Bases 253 to 1281 code for a protein of 342 amino acids. The record is from RefSeq and is a predicted model, not a curated record. The transcript is spliced from 8 exons.